ACUAUGUGUGUGUGUGUGUGUGCGAGUCUCAGUGUGUUUGUGUGUGUGCAAUUAAAAAUUGCACUGUACUUGCUCUUGGCCUUUCCCGCGACUUGAGCGGAAAAUCCAGCGCUCUCUGGGCCACCAUUUUCUUUUUCUUCGCUUUUUUCCAACGUCUACUUCUAGCCGCUUGCUGCUGUUGCUCUCUGUUAACCAAUUUCGCUUUUAGCCUUUUUUUACCGGCUGCCAUGAAUGAAGGCACCCAUACAGUUGCACGCAAGCCGGCUAACUCGCUCUCUCAACCUCUCGCUCUCUUCCUCCCGCUCCCUCUCGCUCUCAUUGAGUGAGUUCUGCGAAUGCACUUUUUGGCCGAGUGGAAAUGGACGGUUGCAUGUGUGCGUGAGUGCAUCCGUUCGCCGAACGCGACUGCAGCGGUCUGCUCAGCUGUGGCAGGCUGGCUUUAGCUUUAUUGUCCGUCGGCUCGAGCGGUUCGCUUCGGUCCCGGCCCCGCUGAUUUGGAUUUGGAUUCGGAUUCUCGGAUUCUCGGUUUCUCGGCUUCACGCUUCCUCGGAUUCUCGGUUUCUCGGAUACUUGGAUACUCCGAUAGUGGGAUAUUCUCGCCAGACUCGGCUUCUCUGCGAGAUUCUCCAUUCUCCUCCCUGGCCAGACGGGCGAUUCUUGGGCCCGACCGAUUUGGGUUCGGAUCGAAAGCGGCGUUCGCUGCUGCAGCGCUGCCGGCGUCGCUGCCUGCGCUCUUGCGUAUUAGUAACGUCGGUCUUUGACAUGCCAGGCCACUAAAAACCAAAAAAAUAUAUAUUAAAAAGUAAAAAGAGCUGAAAAUGCAAAAGUGCUGUGACAACCACAUAUAAAUGAAUAGUAGGAAAAAAGUUUAAUACAUUAAAAACAAAUACCAC
Messenger RNA from Drosophila simulans, 893 nucleotides. RefSeq lists its product as uncharacterized. The record is from RefSeq and is a predicted model, not a curated record. Lineage: Eukaryota; Metazoa; Arthropoda; Insecta; Diptera; Drosophilidae. The coding region runs from base 232 to 777 and encodes 181 amino acids. The transcript is spliced from 2 exons.